Messenger RNA from Zea mays, 1706 nucleotides. RefSeq names its product 40S ribosomal protein S8-like. NCBI's taxonomy places the organism in Eukaryota, Viridiplantae, Streptophyta, Magnoliopsida, Poales, Poaceae. The coding region runs from base 724 to 1395 and encodes 223 amino acids. Gene Ontology annotation, molecular function: structural constituent of ribosome. The record is from RefSeq and is a predicted model, not a curated record. Gene Ontology annotation, biological process: translation. Gene Ontology annotation, cellular component: ribosome. The transcript is spliced from 5 exons.
AACUGGAAUUGGCGAUUGAUGAAGACGAUACUGACGAGAUGCCAUGUGUACGACAAGGAGAGAUACUAUGUUCCGUUCGAUGAGCUCGCGCCUCAGGAGUCCCAACCAAUCAAAUUCCUUAGGAAGUUCAUGCCAGAUUACGCAUGAUGCCAUCAUCACAGCUGUUGACUAGUUGAGAUUAUUCAGUAUUGUCGGCACAGGUGGACAGUCACAUUUUCAGUGAUUACGCAUGUCCCAAAAUUUUGACUGGAAUACUCCAUGUUACACUAUUAUUCGUGCAGUAGGAAAGCACGUAGCGUACCAAAAUAUUUAUACUUCAGGAAAUAGACAAAGACAUUGGUGAUGAAAACGGACAGAAUCGUGUGGAAAACAUCUCUUCUCUUGUCAUUUCUAUAUUUUUUUUCCGGAAACAGAAACACGUUCAAAAUUCCCGGAAUUGAAAACAGGGUUGGGAUAUGUGGUUGUUCGGAAACAAACUAAUUUACUAAUAAAAUACGACUUGCACAGGCCUGCUGGGCCGCCGCAACCUAAGAAUGGACACCGUCAAAUGAGCCCACCCCUUAAUAAACCCUAGCCCGCCUCCGCCGCCCUAUAAUCCGACGCCGGACGCCCCAUGAUUUCGCUUUCUUCUUCCCGUCGAGACCCAACCAUACCAGCGGCGCCGCAGGCUGACGAGGAGGCGGAGUAGAGUGGCCGGACUACCUCGACACCUCCACUGCAACCAUGGGUAUCUCACGUGAUUCGAUGCACAAGCGCCGUGCCACCGGUGGAAAGCAGAAGGCGUGGCGCAAGAAGCGAAAGUAUGAGCUUGGCCGUCAGCCUGCUAACACCAAACUGUCUAGCAAUAAGACAGUGAGGAGGGUCCGUGUCCGUGGAGGCAACGUGAAGUGGAGGGCUCUCCGAUUGGAUACAGGUAACUACUCGUGGGGAAGUGAGGCUCUUACCCGCAAGACCCGCAUCCUGGAUGUGGUCUAUAAUGCAUCAAACAAUGAGCUUGUGAGGACUCAGACUCUUGUGAAGAGCGCCAUUGUACAAGUUGAUGCUGCUCCAUUCAAGCAGUGGUACCUCACUCACUAUGGAGUGGACAUCGGUAGGAAGAAGAAGGUGCCUGUUGCUAAGAAGGAUGCGACUGAGGGACAAGAGGGUGAGGCUAUAGCUGAGGAAACAAAGAAGAGUAACCAUGUGCAGAGGAAGAUUGAGAAGCGACAGCAGGACCGUGCACUCGACACUCAUAUUGAAGAGCAAUUUGGCAGUGGGAGAUUGUUGGCCUGCAUUUCUGCCCGUCCUGGGCAGUGUGGCCGAGCUGAUGGCUACAUCCUCGAGGCUAACUACAGUGGCAUUUCCUUUUAUUGGCCAGCUACAUCCUUGAGGGUAAAGAGCUCGAGUUCUACAUGAAGAAGCUCCAGAGGAAGAAGGGCAAGGGUGUUGCAUCUUAGAGCAUUCUUUUAGCUAGAACUGCAAAAUAUCUUCUACUUGGGGGUUUUGUUGUUAGUCUUUAUGCAUAUCAUUUGCGGACCUGAUGAACACUUCAUAAGUGAAUCAACUCUCGAUUCCAAGAAUUGAUAAUUUUCACAUGCGGUGGUUGUAAUUGUGAUAUUUAGGUUUGCUAUUUAUUGAAACUUCUUGUCUAAAGCAGUUUUAGUUUACCUUGAAGAUGAUUGUUAGAAACGAGAUCCUAUCCAAUCUAUAUUGCUGUUUGGUUUUCA